CUACGCGCCUUAUUAAUUUGUUGUUUGGUCUUGUUGUUUCUUUCUUUUUUAAUCACCCUGCUUUUGUUUUUUUUUUUCAUUAUAGCACUAAUUAUCAGCUUUUGUAAUUAUUGCGUUGUCACGCUCCCGGAUCAACAACCAACCAAAAAUUACAAAGUUAUUCCCCUUUAUCAAUCGAACAAACGCAGCAGCACGUGCGCGCCAAAAAAUCUUAACAGCAAGACCAAAAUGGAUUUCUUAUUGGAACAAAACCUUUUCACGGUAAAUGUUUGACAGAUCAUGUCACAGUCAGUUACCUUGCCUAGUUCACAGAAAUCUGGCGAACAAGGGAUUUUACGUAUUUUAAGACAAUCAGUUAAAGACUUGGGACGCUUAACUAAAGCAGAUUCUGUUGCUCAUAGAAAGGAAUCAGAUGAGUUUAAACAUGGAGAACUGAAUGAAAAUAAACCUGUCUUCGAAAAAAAGUGCACUGAUGUAUUCAAUCUCAAAGGCGUAAAUGGGCAGUCAACUAGUAAGGAAGCAGGUAUAAAGAUUGCUACAAAAGCAAUAGAACCAGAUAAAAAUGUAGAAAAUUUUCACGGGAAAGGUUUUAAAUCUGGACCAACUUUCAAAGGUUUUAGUCACAGAAAGGGUGGAAAGAACAAAACCAGAUACCAAUCAAAAGAGAAAAGAUGGACAAAUAAAGGACAGAUCAAUUUAGCAAUAAAGAAUGAAUCAAAUAGCAACAGAAAUGAAGGUGAAAUUGGCACAGGAGGACAUAAUGAAGAUAAACAAGAAUUUUUUAAAAACGUGAUAGGUGAGGUAGAAGUAGAAGUGAAGGAAGGCUUUUUGAAUAAAACCAGUGUAAGUCAAUUUGAAGAUUGGGAUAAAGAGUUGCAUACUAACAUUGAAAGUUGUAAUGUACAAAGCUUACCAGCUGAUUUGUUGAGCAGUGAGAAUUGGAUUGAUAAGUUGCAAAUUGGUUUUUCAGAUGGUUUGGAAAAUUGUUACAAAAGUGUUUCACAAACAGACAUUAAUAACAACCCUGUUGAAUUAGAUAAUGCAGAGGUUUCUUGUAAAAAUCAAGACCUAACUUGUGUGAAAAACAUAAAUUUUGUAAAAUCUGAAUCAGAACAGAUAGCAACGGAUUGUAUUACUAAUGACUUAAAAUAUGAUGUAAGUACUCAAGAAAAAACUGAACCUUUUGUGAAAGAGCUAAAGUGUAUUGAUUUGGAAACAGACCCAUUUGAAUUUAAAAAUAACAAGGAAUUUACUGCUGAUGAACAGUGUAUACCUUUUCAUAGUACUCCUAAGAAAAUAUCAACUGAGGGUUGUUCUGUGCGAGAAGUUGAAAAGGAGUUAGGUACAGAAACACAAGUAAGUGCAAGCUCAGUGCCAGUGACUGUUGAGCAGGCUAAGACACAGGUAAAAGUCAAUUUUGAGGCCUUGAUAGACAAAGUAGAGUCAGACAUCUGUUUGAAGAAGGAAGGAGACAGUUCUGAAAAUUCAAGCAGUAUGAGAAAAAGUAGAGGUUUGGCAAGAUCAUCUGAUGGAAGAGAUCAUCAGUUUAGGAACAAUCCAUCACAGCAUUUACCAUUGAUAAAAAGGAAAAAUUCCACAGAAUUUGAAACACCACCUCGUUUCAAGGCCAAUGUUGUUGAAGUUAAGAAGAUAGAACAAGCGGAUGGCAGUUUUAUGAGUGAAAAUAUUCGUGACUUUAAGCAAAACCCUUACAGAAACAGACUUUGCAGACAGGGUAUAGAAAGAAGAGGAUAUGGAAAUACAGCUUAUCAUGAUUAUCAGUCAAAAAAUUAUUCAAGAAAUUUUGAACGAGCUAGACAUGCGCAAGAAUGUAGAAAGUAUGUUCAUCAGAAAGUUCAUUUGGACAGUGACAGUUGUAUGAUUUCAUUACUAGACUCAAAUGUAAAAACACCAGAAAAGUUCAAAUCCUCAUGGAACGGUUCUAGAGAAAGGGGCAUUGAUCAAACAAAUAAGAGCCUGUGGAAGAUACCAGUCUCAGAAGACUGGACUUCAGAGUUGGAAGCUACAAAUGAUGAACCAAGUUUAAAUGUUGAUGUUACUAAAAGUUUAUCUGAAAAUGAGAGAAGAAAAGAUGAAUAUAUAGAAAGAACAAAUGAAGAUCUGCAACAUGAAAGACAGGAAAGAGAAUAUGAAACUGAAAAAGUUGAAGAAUACUUUGAUAAAGAACAAAAACAUACUUCUAAAGAAGAGAAUUUAUCAAAAAGAGGAAUUGUAGACAAUGACAACCAUGUAGUGCCCUAUCUCCCACCAUCACCACCAGUGUGUUGGCCAGAAAAAGAAAUUACAGUGAAAGAAGAAAGUGCCCGACAGAAAGAAAUUUCAGUGGAGGAAGAAAAACCAACGAAGAAAGAAAUUCCAUUUGAAGCAGAAAGUUCACUGAGAAAAGAUACUGCAGUUAUGGAAAAAAUUUCAUUAAAAAGUGAAAUUCAGAGUGUUCAAGACAGUUCAGAAGAUCAGUGUAAUGAUACUUCUUGCUUAGGAAUGAAUGAUGAUUUAUCAAAUGAGAAAUUGGCUGCUUCACAAACACAGGCACUCUAUCUACCACCUGUACCUCUAGAAGUUAUCGAGUCAGGAGAUGAAAUCAGUUGGACCAAUGAAAACUAUGGGAAAUAUUCAACUAUUGAUGAAAGUGAGAUCAUUGAUGAAAACUCUAAUAAGGGUAUCAUUAAUUUGAAAUCUGAAGAAGAGAAUAGACCUAGUGACUCUGUUCAAACUGAGACAAGCAGAGAAUUAAAUUAUGAUAACAAAUUCAUUGCAAUUGGUCGGAAUAAACCAGGAGACUCCGAGGAACAUGUCAGUGCAGAGCAAGAUGAUGAUCACUUGGGUGUAAGCAUUCCUGAAAAUACUGCAUCUGCUAUUGGUAAUGAGAAUAAUGAUGACAUUUGGAAAGGUAGUGAAGGCUUAGGUAGGAAAGAUGUAGCUGAAGAUAGUAGUUCAUUAAGCUCAAUUUACGCAAGAAGAGAUGGUGCUUGUGUUUAUUCUGGCAAUGGAAAUAUGACAAGUGAGGCAGAUGUUUCAGAUUUGCCAUUUGAUGAAAGUAAAGCUUGGGAGAACGAUGGAAGUGGUGGUUUCUGUUGUGAUAAAUCAGUUGAGGAAGGGGUGGAUUUUGAAUCUGGAAAUUUGAAUACUGAAGUAGAACAAACAGGUUAUGAAGAAUACAGACAAACCUAUGAACAGUAUGCAAGAUACUGGUACAAGCAGAAUGCCAUGAAUGCAGAUUACUUACAGAAAGGACAGUUUGGUCCAUGGCACCCAAACUACCCAUACAACUAUGAAGCAUAUCGCAGAUGGUGUGAGCAUAUUCAGAUGAAUUAUUAUUGGGAGAUGUAUAACAGACAAAUGCAGUGUGGUAGUCAGAUGCCUUAUUAUUGGUGUGCUGAACCAUACUCAUGUCAAGAUGAAAACAUGGAAAUGGAAAAUCAUAAUGUUGGAAAUGCAGUAGGAGAUAAACUUGCUGGAACUGGAGAAGAAAUAGACACCAAAAUUGCAGAAAAUAGAAAAGACAGUAGAAAGGCGGGUCAGAGUCUUAAAAACGGUCAUCAAGGAAAGACAAAACAGAUAGACAGUUCGAAAGAUCUCUUGGAAAAUCCUGAAGGCAUAAACUUAAUACCAGAUUACUGGUGUGAACGGAUGCAUCAGUGGGUGAAUCAGAGUCCUGAAGUAACGAAUAAGCAUGACCUUGUAGAUACGUUUUCUUUAUCUGAAUGUAGCUCUGAACAGAUUAAAACAGAUCUAGGAAAGGUAGAGCCAGUAGAAUCUACAGGGAGUGUUCUAGAUAAUAGCAAGAUGAAAACUGCACAGUCUGUACAAAAGUCGAGCUCAAGUUGUUGUGACAAAAUUGUUAAGUCAAAAGAUAUGGGAAUUGAAAAGACCAAUCUUAAAACCAUAGAAAAUGACAAGGAUACCAAGGUAGAACCAAAAUGUACAUGCAAACCUUCUCAGGUGCAGUUCAUGCUAUGGAGAAGUUGUGAAUGUGAGGCCGGCAAGCCAACCAGAUUGCACAAGAUCCUGUCUCCUGGCACAGUUGAGCCAAGUUUUGAUUUGGGGUACCAGUCAUAUGAAUCAUUAGAACAUGACGAAUCUUCUGUGAGUAAACAAGUGGAUGGUAAAGCUCCUGGAUUUGUGAUACAGCCUUUAUGUUCGACUCCUACCACACAGAACAGUGACAUUGAAUUGUCGAAAAACAAGAAAGUUUACAGUGAAAGGUCUGAUGUUUGUGAAAAAGUGGGAGAAAAUUCUGUUAGAAACACUGAUAUAGUCCGUCCACCACCUGGAUUUGAAGGAGUGGUCUACUCAGCCCAAACAGAGAAGAAAACAGGUAUGGAAGAUUCUGACUUCCAGAGUAGGUCACACCUAGACACUAAUAGGCUAACUCUCAGCCAAUUAGAGAAUAGUUCACACCAGAAAAUGUCAUCUCAGCAGCCAUCUCUAAAGAGUUUGAUACAGCUACAGAAUGAGAAGUUUGGGUAUGAAUGUCAUGAUUCUUCUGGUGGCAAAAAUGAAACAAUUAAUAAAAAAGAACACACCAUGUUUCCAAAUGUUAAUAAUAACAAUGAAGCAUCCCUGGACAUGAAUAAUCAGUACUGUAAGUUGCCCACUUGUCUUAGCAAUGCAGCACAGCACCUUUCUAAGGCUAGCUCUGCUAUUGAAAGAGCUUCAGUAGCAGAAAGGAUUCAGGACAAUCUGAUAGCUACGUUAGGGUCAGCAAUUGAUAAGAAAAUUACUGAAAAUCAACAAGCGAUAGAAAGAAAUUGUACUCUAGAAGGAUUUCAGGGACAGGGCAACAACUUCAGAGAGGGUGAAAAUAUUGAAAAUACUUUAGGAAGUACAAACAAAGAAAAGAAGGAAAACAAAAAAAGCGAAACAUCUGUCAUGGAAAUGAGACCAUUGAGAUCUGAUUCUAGGGAAAAAGGAAAAGUAUUGAAAAAUUUUGAGGUAGAUGUAAAUAAAAUGCCCAUGAGAGGUGAAAAUAGAAUGACUAGCUUUGUGUUUGAAGACAAUCAAUCUUUUGGAAGAAAGACUUCAGCAAAAGAACAUGCUGCAGAUCAAAGUUUAAGACUAUACAAUUAUGAAUCAAGUUCAGGAGAUUGUAGUGAAACUAGUGGUGACGAAAAUAUCAAAUUUGCUGCUUUUUCCCAGUCCCCACAAAUAUCAGAUAAUGAGGAAUGGACUAGCAGGACUUCAGUAAUGGUUGGAAAGCUAUGUGAUUAUUCAGGAAGUUCUGAAAUUCACAAAGACAAUAAUGUCAGAAGAAUAAGGAAUGAAUUACCAUCAUAUGACAUCGAUGAUUGUGAAAUUCCUGUAAAUGAAAUGAUGGAAAGUAAGAGAGAGAAGGUAGCAGUGAGUUCAGGGCAGUUUGAUAGAGCAGAGCAGGAAGAUGCAAAUAGACCAAGAAUGUUGUGCCGACCUAGGUCACCUUACUCAGUACAUCCACCUCCCUACAGAGGUGGAGCUUAUCGUCCACGGUUAAGGCCUUUCUCACAUAUGGAACAAUGGCCCAUGGAUCCAAGGAUUCUUUCUAUGCCCCCACCACCUCCUCCACUACAGUGGCCUCCCCCAUCAACAGUUUACCAGAUGUUCGGUCGUGGAUUUGCAUAUGGACCAAACACACCCUGGGAAUCCCCACCAGGACCAGUUUACAAUGAACCUCCAACAGACUACAGAAUGUAUGAGGAAGAAAAUGCGAAAGCUUAUGCAAGGUUUCCCCAACCUGCUCCAUAUUGCCAUUCAACAGACAGAGAUGGAUCUACAGUUCCAACAAAUCACAGUCCUAUUGAUGAAAAAAAUAAACCUAGUGCAACUCCCAAGGCAAGAAGUUCCAUAAAAAUUGUUGACUAUGGCUCGAGUGACGACAGCUCAUCUGAAAUAGAACCUUUUGAUGUAAACAUUUUAUGUAAAACAGAAGAGGAAAUCAAUUCAAAAUAUGGCAACCAGUUGAAGCACACUCCAAAGAAACUGAAAAAGGAUAGAGAUGAUGACAGUUCAUCUAUAGAUUCUGCAGAUAACAAUCAGAAGGAAAGUAGGACUAAGCUGUAUGGAAAAUCCACAGCUGCUGUUAAACUAAGUAGAGGACAUACUAAAACACUGAAACAAAAGUCACUGAAGUCUUUCUCCUCAAAUGAAAGGCAGCCCCCAAAGAAAAUGUUACAUGAUCAUACUAAGAAAAGAACUUUAUCUGGAAUUAUAGCAGAAACAGCAGGCAAGGCAUUGAAGUCAGAGGGAAGAUUAGAUAGUGAUCAGGUAGAUGCCAUAGCUCAGGAGUUUCCUGCCCUUGGUUCAGAACAAGAAAAGCAAUUACCUCCCUUUCCACCAUUGCCACCUGUUGGAAAUAGCCCGUUCUGGAUGUAUACACCAAGAAGUCGCCCUGCUUUGAAUGGUAAAAAUGAAGAAAAUGAAUAUAAUAAUUCAAAAUCUGUAAGCUCUUCUGCUGUUCAACCACAUAGAAAGAGGCUGCCAGAAAGUCCAACAAGUAGAUACUUAUUCUCCCCGGGUCAGGCUUCGGGAUUUUAUUCACCAUCAGAGACAGAUAGCGAGGCAACAUCCAUCCGUAGUGACUGGAAAACAAAUUUUAAACUGUUUCACAAUUUCGGUGUGGAGUAUAUUGAUACACAUUGUCAUCUGGACUUCCUGUUCUCUAGAGAAGGUUUCAAGGGAAGCUUCAAGGCAUACAUGGAUAAACAUUUGGAAACAUUUCCAGACAUGUUUAAAGGCUGUGUGGCAGUUUUCUGUAACCCUAAUACCUUCACACCAAGUGGUGGGUUAUGGUUAGACGUUGCCAAGGAACCCAAUGUUUGGAUAGCUAUGGGAUGUCAUCCAAAAAUGGCUACAGACUUCACAGCUGCAGCUGAGUUAGGGUUGAAGAAAUGUCUACGUCACAGCAAGUGUAUAGCCCUGGGAGAAAUAGGACUAGAUUACUCUGGAACGUUUUAUCAGCAUGCGGAGGUACAGAAACAAGUGUUCCGUCGACAGCUAAAGAUGGCUUUAGAUCUAGAGAAGGUUCUUGUUAUACAUUGUAGACAGGCAGAAAGUGACUGUCUCGAAAUUAUGAAAGAGAUGGUACCAAGAAAUUGGAAAAUACACUGUCACUGUUUCACCAAUGAGUACAAGAAUGCCAAACUGUGGAUAGAUGCAUUCCCAAACUUGUUCAUUGGAGUUACUCCCCUUGUCACAUACAGAACAGCCAAGCCAACUCAUGAUCUGGCUCGUAACAUUCCUAUCAACAAACUGUUGCUCGAGACAGAUGCUCCAUACUUCGUACCAAGAUGUAUACCAAAAGAGGACCUUCCAUUGUCAAACCCUGGAUUGGCAGUAACGGUAGCAAAGGAGAUAGCUCAGUACCAGGAACUUACUGUGGCAGCAGUGCUAAGACAGUGCCGGCUGAACACAAAGUUCAUGUAUGGUAUAUAGUGCUUUACCAGUAGGAUGCAGGAUACAUGAUAACACGCCAGCUUACUGCAUGGUAUAUAUAGACAAUUACGAAGCAGUUUUUCAUGUCUAUGAAAUAUGGAGCGUAGUGAUAACAUCCGAGAACAGAUAUUCCAUAUUUAACUUUAAGAGGGAAAAUUAGGUAACUUGACAGAAAUAAGUAUUUGUGGUAAAGUUAAUGUAUAUAAGUUGUAAGAGUAAUCUAUGGUCAAAAGUCAUAAAGUGAAAUAAUUGUGUGGUAAUUUUUGGUGCAGUAUGACAUUCAGUUUUGAAAAAAAAAACACUGAUAAAUAUGUUAUUGUUGGUUUAAAGAAAAUGUUAAAUUGAAAGACCAUGACUUUUUCCGAAGUUUGUUCUUUAUUAUUUAUAUUGCAUAGUAUACUUGCAUUAAAGUUAAUUUUUUGCAUCAUUUGAAAGAAAUGAAAACAAGUUAUAGGACCAAAAAAAUCCAGUAAGUACCAAUAUUUUUACAUGGCACAAGUAUAUAUCUAAAAUAGGUUUCCUACUUGUGACAUGCUUUGGAAAAUUCACAUUUAAACUAGAUUGCUUACUGAACAUAUUUGAAAAGUGUGUGUCAAUUUUCUUUAACCCUUCUUUUGCAAGCAUCAGAUUUAACAUUAAAAGUAUAAGAUACUGCUUUCACACUGCUCUAUGGAAAUAAUUUUCUCCAGAUAAUGUAAAUAAAUGUUUUCGAAAAUGUGAAUGGAAGAUUGACAUUUUGCUGUCUUGGAAAAAUUGUGGGAUAAGACAUUUGAGCUGCACCAUGAGAAAACCAACAUAGUGCGUUGGAUGGAUUCAGACUAGCCUGCACAACCGCGCAGUCUGGUCAGGAUCCAUGCUGUUCGCUAACAGUUUCUCUAAUUGCAAUAGGCUUUGAAAGCGUACAGCAUGGAUCCUGACCAGACUGCGCAAUGCGCAGGCUGGUCAGGAUCCAUGCUGGUCGCAAACGUUCUAUGUUGGUUUUCUCAUGGCGCGGCUCAUUUCUUUCUUUCGUGAAAGUGAAGUUCUCAUAAAUAUAAUUUGUAUUUACAAUUUAAUCUUAAGAAUAUAUUUCUAAUAAUUUGAUUUGAAUUUGUUACUUGUAAAAUUUCCUGUGCAAUGAUUUAACAAAGUUACAAUGGAAAAAAAAAAAACACAAGAAAACUGACUGUACAUGUGAUGGUGAAAAUGUAUUUAAUGAUAUGUGCUAUGUUUCUGGUUUUAAUGGAAAUGCUUGGAAAAAGUGGUCGAAAGUCAAAAAUGUACUGUGGUUUUGCAUUUUUGUCACAAUAAAAGGGUGAUAUACUUGGAAUUUAAUAUAUUUUAGUUGUUCAAGUAACAUAAUAUAGUCAGUACUUUAGUUAUUAAUUCUAGUCAUGUUUGUUUUAAUUGUCUGAUUUUCAACUGAGAAGUUACUUCUUUUUUUCUUUUUUUUGAUGUUUUCAUAUAUUUAAUUUUAGAUGCGAAACUGUACUUCACAUGCUUUAAAGAUACUUGGGAGUUGUUAAUAUGCCAUGAUUAGAUUGAUAUAGACCCAUCAUAUGUAUUGUUGUCUCUCAUUUGAACUUUGUCUCGGAUUUUAAAAAUAAUUCAAAUCCAUGUAAAAUAAUUGGUAGGUUUCUUUUACAAUCUCUUUAAUGUGGUUCAAAAUCUUUCUUUUUUUUCUCCUAAUUUUAGGGUCUUAUAUCAGCAUUUUAGCAAUUAGUGAACUCUUUGGUACAAGGGCUGUGCAUGCAACUUUUAAAAAGUCAAUGGAUAAUUAACUAGAAAUAGAUUUAAAUGGCUUUACAAUUGAUGUAGGAGUUAAUAUAGAUUGAAGAGGUGUGUUCAUAGGAGUCAUGUCUAGGCAAGAUUUUGUGCAGGGCUUCGGAAAUUUGCCGGUUUGUCGGUUUUGGACCGAUUUUUGACUUUUCAGACCGAUUCGUGAAGUGAAAAAAAACGAAAAAAAUCGGUCCCGUAAAAAUGGAGAAAAGUAUAAAUUUCGGUUUGAUAUCUCAAUACACGAUCACCUGCCAAGUAGGAAAUUGUUGGUCUCACCUUCAGAUAAUCAAUAAACGUGUCAAUCGGUCUGGUUGUCACUUUGAUAAUCGGUCCGUAAUUAGCGCGUGACACAAUCAGUGCUCGCGCGGCACAUCCUUUAAUGUUUGCAGACAGCCGACUGCGGUGUAUUUAACAUUUUUGACUGGUUUCCUAACAUUUCUGACUGGUUUCCUAACGUUUCUGACUGGAUCCAAAUCAUUUCGACGGGGAUCCACUUCUUUUAUUUAGGAUCCGACGGAUGGUUUAUUUCAAAAGGCUAUGUUUGAUCACGGUAACAAACAAAUGGUCGCUGCAUUUAAUCAAAGAGCUAUAAUUGUACAUUAUAGGUCUUUGAUUUAAUGAGACAUCACACGGAAAACCGAUAAAAAUAAUUUUUAUAAUUACUUGAUUUGAAAAAAUUACAUGUUUCAUUUGUUGGGGCUCUAGUUGAAACAAAUGCAGAAAAUCGUCUUUGCAACCCGACUGUACAAAAAAGAAAAAAAAAUGGACGGGCAACCACGAAUGAUAAAGAAAACCGGAGUGGCACUGUUUAUCAAAUCGGUCUUUUAAAAAACGUUUCAAAAUGAAAUUUUGUUUACAUCAGAAGAGAACAUAUAACUUUAUAAAAUGUAGUUGCUUGUUGAAGUACAACGUAAGUGAAAUGAAAUAUCCGUGGCCAACCCGCGUGACGUUUUGGCACUAUACAUGCGGGAAAUUCGAUCUCAGCGUUCAAAUAACGUACACAUUCGGUCCGCGGCAGAGUAUUCUUUAAAUACUGAGGCUGUUUAGCAGAGAAUAUGUGUCGUGUAACUCACUUUGACGCAUUGUAUUUUAUAGAAUUCCGUCAAAGAAUGAGGAAACAUCACAAAGUAUCUGCCGUGUAUACGGUAUCGAAGUCACGUGCAUUGGCUUUUAGUCUAGUUACGCACACGGUGUCAAUGCCUCGUAUUAAUCUCGUGAAAACAUCGAAAUUUAAACAAAGUAACGAUCACACAUAACACUGAAUAACUGUCUUCAUUGUAUGGUAACGCGCGGUGACUGGUAACUCAGUUUUAAUGCAUAACAUGCUUAUUUCUUUACCCUAUCACGUUUUACAAAAUAUGUAAUAUUGGGAAUGCGGUUGGUGGGGUAGCGCCGAUGUCAGGAUUUUCGUUUCGGACCGAUUGAGUUAUCAAAAUUUCCGGAGCCCUGAUUUUGUGUAAGUGAAAAAUUUAGUGCUUAAUUUUAGAACUUUUGUUUUUUGCUCACCUGUCACAUAGUGACAAGGUGAGCUUUUGUGACCACCCUUCGUCAGUCUGAGCGUCUGUCAAAAAUUUCUUGUCUGCACGAUAGUGGUUUCAUUUAUGAUUUUAUUUUAACCAAACUUGCACACAACUUGUAUCACCGUAAGGUCUCGGUUCCUUUCUUGAACUGGCCAGAUCCCAUUAUGGGUUCCAGAGUUAUGGCCCCUGAAAGGACCAAAAUUAACUAUUUUGACCUUGUCUGCACAAUAGCAGGUUUAUUUUAUGAUCUGAUCAUCAAGACCAACAUUCUGACUAAAUUUCAUAAAUCUUGUCUGCACAAUAGCAGCUUCAUUUAUGAUUUGAAUUUAAUUAAACUUGCACAAAACUUGUAUCACCAUAAGAUCUUGGUUCCUUUCUUGAACCAGCCAGAUCAUAUAAUGGGUUCCAGAGUUAUGGCCCCUGAAAGGGCCAAAAUUAGCUGUUUUGACCUUGUCUGCGCAAUAAUAAUUUUGUUUGAAGUAACUUUAAGAAAAUUUCAACUAUAUUUCCUCAUAAUUCUUUUGAUUGUUCUUGAUCAUGAUUUUUAGCUCAUCUGAUUUUUUGAAAAAAAUUGAUGAGUUAUUGUCAUCACUUGAGCGGUUGUUGGCGUCGGCGUCAGCGUUGCCUGGUUAAGUUUUAUGUUUAGGUCAGCUUUUCUCCUAAACCAUCAAAGCUAUUGCUUUGAAACUUGGAAUACUUGUUCACCAUCAUAAGCUGACCCUGUAUAGCAAGAAACAUAACUCCAUCUUGCUUUUUGCAAGAUUUAUGGCCCCUUUUGUACUUAGAAAAUAUCAGAUUUCUUGGUUAAGUUUUAUGUUUAGGUCAGCUUUUCUCCUAAACUAUCAAAGCUAUUGCUUUGAAACUUGGAAUACUUGUUCACCAUCAUAAGCUGACCCUGUACAUCAAGAAACAUAACUCCAUCUUGCUUUUUGCAAGAUUUAUUGCCCCUUUUGGACUUAGAAAAUCAGUUUUCUUGGUUAAGUUUUAUGUUUAGGUCAGCUUUUAUCCUAAACUAUCAAAGCUAUUGCUUUAAAACUUGCAACACUUGUUCACCAUCAUAAGUAGACCCUGUACAGCAAGAAACAUAACUCCAUCCUGCUUUUUGCAAGAUUUAUGGCCCCUUUUGGACUUGAAGGUUAAAGGUUUUUGGCAACCUUUGUUUUUCUGUCAUAUCUUUGUUACUGUUGCUUAUAUCUUACUGUAACUUCACAUAAACAUUAUUCAGCAUACAAGCAAAGUAUGUGCAGGGGCUGGGCCCAUUAUAUCCAAGGUCAAGAUCACCAAGUUAUUAUACUUGGAAUUAUUUUCGUGUUAAAUUUUUUCGAAAGCUUCGUUUAUAAACAUAUCUAUGGUACUUCAAAAGAUAAUGACUUGAAAUUAAAAUUAUUUCUUUAUAAUCAUCAUCUGCAUGUGUGGUUACAAACCCCAUAACUCUAAUUGUAUUUUUGACAGAAUUAUGCCCCUUUCAUACUUAAAGUUUUUUUGGCAAUCUUUGCUUUCUGGAUAUAACUUUAGUACAGUAAAAGAUAAUGACUUGAAACUUAAAAUGUAUCUUUAUCAUCAUCAUCUGCAUGUGUGGUAACAAUCCCCAUAACUCUGAUUUGUAUUUUUGACCAAAUUAUGCUCCUUUCAUAUUUAAAUUUUUUGACAAACUUCGUUUUCUGGACAACUUUGGUACUAUAUAAGAUAAUGACUUGAAACUCAAAAUAUAUCUUUAUCAUCAUUAUCAUCAUCUUGGUGUAUCUUCCUUUCGAAGUAGAGGUCUCUUAUUGAGACAUUAAUUCAUUUUACUGCCGAAUGGCCGAAUAGUGGAGUGCGCUGUCUUAAGGACAGCUCUUGUUAUUCUUCAUAAAUGUAAAAAGUAAAACAAUUCUUUUAGCAGUGUUAUAAAUAUGUGGGAAUAAUGUAUGGUGAACUUCAACUGGGUAUGCAAUUGUAUAAUACUUUUAUCUGAUAUAGUCAAGUUUAUGAUGUGACAAAACAAGUAGAAAUAUCUGGCUUUUAUAAUCUACUUCAUAGACUGUUGAUUGCCUUACAUUUACAGUCUGUUCGAUAACUAGUGAUUCUUAUUAUUUGUCUUAGUUUGGAAGUUUGAUGUUAUUUUUAAAAAAAAAAAAAGGUUGUGAAAAUACUCAUUCCUAUCAUCAGUAUUAAUGUAUUUUGGCCAAGUAUUUUACAUAACUGUUUUUUGUGUUCAGUUAAAUAAAUAAUUUCAAGAAAAUAAAUUUUUUAUGAUUUUGUUCUUUUUUCCCCGUAUUAACUGCCUACCAGUCUUUGACAUAGC
Molecule: messenger RNA, 12990 nt
Organism: Mercenaria mercenaria
Lineage: Eukaryota; Metazoa; Mollusca; Bivalvia; Venerida; Veneridae
Exons: 9
Coding region: 280-7428 (2382 amino acids)
Molecular function (GO): hydrolase activity, acting on ester bonds
Source: RefSeq, a predicted model, not a curated record